Molecule: messenger RNA, 2337 nt
Organism: Salarias fasciatus (jewelled blenny)
Lineage: Eukaryota; Metazoa; Chordata; Actinopteri; Blenniiformes; Blenniidae
Gene: sar1b
Product: secretion associated, Ras related GTPase 1B
Exons: 7
Coding region: 181-777 (198 amino acids)
Biological process (GO): intracellular protein transport
Molecular function (GO): GTPase activity; GTP binding
Source: RefSeq, a predicted model, not a curated record
GGGCUCGGGGUUUCGGGGAGGAUCUGAUCAGCCAUUGCAGCGUCGUGGCUCAGUAACAAAACACGAAGGAGCAGAGGAAGACCUGGCAGUCCGCAGGCAGGCCCAUUUACAUGACAAUUAGAGCAACCGCACGCUGUGAAUUAUUCUACACAUAAAUAACGGGAUUCAACAGCUCCGGAUAUGUCAUUCGUAUUCGAUUGGCUUUAUGCCAGUCUAAGUGGCGUACUACAGUUUUUAGGACUGUACAAGAAAUCGGGCAAGUUAGUAUUUCUUGGCCUGGACAAUGCUGGCAAAACCACACUACUGCACAUGCUCAAAGAUGACAGAUUGGGACAGCAUGUGCCAACUUUACACCCAACCUCUGAAGAGCUGACAAUUGCUGGCAUGACUUUCACCACCUUUGACCUUGGAGGCCAUCAACAAGCUCGCAGAGUGUGGAAAAACUACCUCCCUGCCAUCAAUGGCAUCGUCUUCCUUGUGGAUUGUGCAGACGGAAUAAGAUUGGCAGAAUCAAAAGCAGAGCUUGAUGCGUUAAUGACAGACGAGACCAUCGGAAAUGUGCCUAUCCUGAUCCUGGGCAACAAGAUUGACAGACCAGAGGCCAUCAGUGAGGAGCGAUUGAGGGAACUAUUUGGAUUGUAUGGACAGACGACAGGAAAGGGCACCGUCCCCAUGAAGGAGCUGAACACGAGACCACUGGAGGUGUUCAUGUGCAGCGUUUUGAAGAGGCAGGGCUACGGCGAGGGCUUCCGCUGGCUCUCCCAGUACAUCGAAUAAACCCAGCCAGGCCCCACAAACACACCGACAUCCACCCCUCCUCCUCCUCCUCCUCCUCCACCACCACAUGAGGGGGGAGGGGGGGUGGCGUCGGCGGCAGCGGCGGCCAGCCUGACCACCCGAGACGCCCGCCGCUGCCACCAGUACCGUCACACUCAGCCCCACGUUCGGUUAAUCCAGUCUGCCUCCAUCUCCAGAGAAACCAGUACAACUUGAUCCCAAUAGACUUUUAUUGGUCGAACAUUUGGUUCCGCACUCGCAGCCAUUCGAAUCCAUACGCGCACAUUACACAUUUGUUUCCACCUCUUUCUUUUUCUAAGAGGGUAACAUAGCAUAGCCGCAGCAGGAGGGUGUUUAAAAGAAAAAAAAAAAUCAAACGGAUGAAUCUUUUCUGUACUGUCUGUUGUCCGCCGCCCUCUCUCUCUCUUUCUCUUCUCUCUCUUUCUCUCUCUUCUCUUUCUCUCUCCCCUCUUCUCUCUCCCCUUCCUGCCAUCUGUUGAGUGUGACGAUAGAUGCAUUAUAACUGUAAAUCUGUACAUGAUUCCAUUGAAAUAUCAACUCCCCAAUGCCUCUAUCCCCCUCUUCAGCUCAUUUUGAACGACGAGAGCGCGCGCCAGAUAGUUGUAUACAUUGCAGUACACUUUUUUAACAGUAAAAACAUUCAUUCAACAUGGUAUUUAAUCACAGCGUCGUUUUGUCUUUGUUUUUCUUUUUCGUUCUACAUGGUUUAAGAUGUGGCCACGUACGCAGCCUUCGCUAUAAAUGUCGGCUGUUGUUCCACCCAUUUAUUAAAAUGGACCAGUGCAUUACUUACUCUUAGUCAAAAAAAAAUUAGAAUAAAAUUCUUUACAUUAUUUUGAAGUAAAAAAACAAAACAAAACAAAAAAACAGCAACCUUUGGCUCCAGGCUCCUGUUUAAUGGGCACAAAAGCAACGAAUGGAUGUGAACAGUGACCGGGCUUCUUUUCCACAAGAAGCCGGAGGCGGAAGUCUCACCGGUGGAAGAUUUUUAAUAGAAAAUAAUCCUGGCUGUAACUACGGCAUGGUUUGAAGGAAUUCCGUGAUCAGUGGACGCAAAGCAAACUGUUUCAGUUGAAUAACACUUUGCAAUAAUUAGCUUGAUAAUAACGUGCAGUAAGAGAUGACGGGAGGAAUUAGGACAUUAAAAAGACGGUUGUGAAACAUCAGGGAGUGGAUAUGAGAGGAGAUGUGUAUUCCAGCUCAGGCCUUUGUUUUUCCCUGGGUGAUUGCAGUGACCAAGUAAAGACGCAGUCCCACAGUGGGAACGGCGAGAUGGGCCUCAGCCACCUCCGAGCAGAAGGGACCAGCUAUAUUAAUAUGAAAUGUACAUCAACACCGUACAUGGAUUUUGUAUUUCUGAGUGGUUUCCUUUGAUCUAUGUGCAUUACCAGUACCUAUUAUGCAUGCCUUCUUUUGAUUUUUAACGACCAUUACUCCAGAGAGUCCAACAGGAGGGGAAGAUGAUGCCAAAAUUUACAUUGAAAGAUGAUUGUCAUGUUUUGUUUUUGUUUUUCUUUUCUUUUUUUUUUUUUUUUUUUU